Molecule: messenger RNA, 787 nt
Organism: Prorocentrum cordatum
Lineage: Eukaryota; Dinophyceae; Prorocentrales; Prorocentraceae
Source: the annotation of a GenBank genome assembly
GUUCAAGGAGAAGCACAUCAAGGACAUCACCGCGCCGCCACAAGAGUUCCACGGCAGAGGAGGCACCAUCACCAUCGAGCAGGGCGUCACGAAGCUGAAGUGGCGAGCCACCAUGACGAAGGUGGCCCAAUGGGUCAAGCAGGAGAUCUUGAACACGCCAUCUCGCUUCACCCCGAUAGUCAUAAUGGACCUCAAUGGCCGCUUCGCCGCAGGCCCCGACGGCGAUGAGACAUUUGGCCAGUUCCUGACGGGCAAGGAGGGCGAAGCUGGCAAACUCUACCACCACACACUAGCCAACACGUACAUGGCGGUUGCGAACACUUACUACGACACGGGCCCCGCCUACGACGGAAGCCACCCCUCGGUCACGGAUUACAUCGACAUCCCCACGGGCUUGGUCAAGGGCCACAAGCCGCUGAUCAUCAAGCUCGAGGCUCCGCCCGCCUACCACACCGCUUCCAAGGCCUUCCAGACCAUGGGCCGCGACGCCAUCGCACUGGGACUCAAGGAGGGCCACAAGCGGACAGGAUUCCUGGAGAGCUUGGGGCACAACCUCAGCACCCACGCCGACCUGCUGGACGAGUACCUCACGCAGGAGGACCGCACUUACCACUGGGGCCUCACCAUGCAGUGCUUCCGCGACGCCGCCUUGGAGCACUUCGCCGUCGCCUAUAGCGGACCCGACUGGCACCGCGAAGCUCGAGGGCACAAGCUCCAACUCCACAAAGAACGCGCCCAGCUUCGGCAGCGCUUGCACGCCCGCGAGGACCACCCCGACGCCAACGAG